Aspergillus affinis is the source of this 1560-nucleotide messenger RNA. RefSeq lists its product as uncharacterized. The transcript is spliced from 3 exons. NCBI's taxonomy places the organism in Eukaryota, Fungi, Ascomycota, Eurotiomycetes, Eurotiales, Aspergillaceae. The record is from RefSeq and is a predicted model, not a curated record. The coding region runs from base 1 to 1560 and encodes 519 amino acids.
AUGUGGUUCUUGCUCACUCUUGCAACCUUCAACGUUUGGGGUCUGUAUUACCCUGUGCCUGGGCUCAUUAACCCCAGCCAGAGCAUCAUGGCGAGAGCCAGGGGCGCCUUCGGGGCAACGUGCGUGGCAGCGUCCCUCAGUACUAUGACGAAAGAAAUCUAUAUUGCAAGCCAUCAAGACGCAAGCUCCGUUGGCACUGCGGUUGGAUUUCCUAGAGUCGAGUCACUGAGUGUGAUUUACGAGUGGAAUCCGGAGGAUGAUUUCCGCUGCUGGGAGUGGGAGAAGCCGGUCCCUGAGGUGUCAGUCCCUGAGCAAUCUUCCAUUCCCCCCUCAGACCCCCCUUCCAUCCAUCCUCCCUCGUCGAUUGGAAUCACCCUAGCGGCUAGCUGUGCUCUUCUGAACUUCAUUGGCCGUCAACGGCGUCCAUCCCCCUACUCAGAACGUUCCACGACGAAGACUGAGUCGGCCGAUGAGAGUAAAGAAGGGACAUCCUCAAGCCCUGUGCUUUUCCAGGAGCCCAAAGGUACAGAGGUUGCUAGGGAACCUUCGACGCUGCCUGGGGAGUCACACUCUGAGGUUAGUCCUUCGUCUCCCCAUUUAGCCGGACAGCAAACUGAUACAGAGCAGGUGAACCCGGAGGGAACAGUCGCCCCGGAGUCUGAAAGUGAAGAGGUUGCUAGGAAUCUUUUGUAUUCCUACCUCGCCGGGCCGUUUUCCUACCUGGACGGGAUGCGACCCGACACUGAACAGACGGAUCCGGAGGAGACGAGCACCGCGGACCCUGAGGACCCCCCGGCCACGCUUGCGGACUCGGACUCUGAGGUGAACCCGGAGGAUGCAGCUGCCACGGAACUCAAAGGCGAAGGCGAAGAGGUUGCUACGGAACCUUUAAUUUUGCCUGCAAAAUUUCAGUCUAAGGCUGAUCUUUUGUUCGCCUACGUGGCCGGGAAAGUGCCCUAUAAUCUCCCGCUGUAUCCGGAGGAUAUGCCCCUCAUGGAUUUCGAGAACCCCCCAAGGACGCCCGCAGCUUCGUACUCUGAGGUCAAUCUGGAGGAGGCAGCUGCUACGGAACCCGCAACAAUGCCUUCGGUGUCGCACUCUGAGGCUGGUCUUUCCUCUUCGUACCUGGUCGGGCAGCAGCCCGAUACUGAGCAGGUGAACCUGGAAGAGACGGCAGCCACAGAGGACGACGCCAACUCGAUCAGCAGUCGUCUUAGUUCUAGCAGGUGCCGACUCGGCAAGGCGAAACGGGACCGCCACAAAAGACGACUCACAUACGAGGCAGCCGAGGCUGCUCAAGCUCAAGCUGAGGCCGAGGCUAAUGCGGAUGCACCUAGUGACCCUGCCCUGGAGCCCGAAGGGCAAGAGGCUGUCAGGGAUCCUCCCAUGACUCCCUUUUUGAAAGAGGCUCAGGCGGCUCGUGCUGAGGCUAGGGCGACUGGCCAAGACCAGAGGCCUGAACAGCCGGCCAGGCCCAGUCGGAGGAUGCGGCGUCGUGCCAGGCAGGCGGCUCUGGCGGCUGAGGCUGAGGCUGGUAGUCCCAGUCAGGGGGUUUCUUGA